AUGGCCAAGUCCAAGUCCUCUGGCGCUGGUGAUGCUGUGGUUUUCUCGACGUACCAGGGCGAGAAGCAGCUCGCGGAGCUGGUGAAGCUAAUCGACAAAGACCUGUCAGAGCCCUACUCCAUCUUCACGUACCGGUAUUUCCUGUAUAACUGGCCGCAGCUGAGCAUUCUCGCUCGUGUGCAGCAGAAGCUCGUGGGUGUCAUAAUCUGCCGCCAGGAGCCGCUAGGAGCUACGCCUGAGGAGACAGGAGACGAUGGACUCCAUGCACAAGGAGACCCCAAGCGCCGUUGGAGGGGGUACAUCGCCAUGCUGGCCGUGGAGAAACAGUUCCGCCACCGUGGUAUUGGCUCGCAGUUGGCCCAGAAGGCCAUUGAGCGCAUGCGCGACGGCGGCUGCGAGGAGGUGAUGCUGGAGACGGAGAUCGCCAACAAGGGUGCUAUCCGCCUAUAUGAGAACCUGGGCUUUGUGCGUGACGAGCGGUUGGUCAAGUACUAUUUAAACGGGGGUGACGCCUACCGUCUUAAGCUUUGGUUGCAGUAG
This is a messenger RNA of Phytophthora infestans T30-4, 540 nucleotides long. RefSeq names its product acetyltransferase (GNAT) family protein, putative. Gene Ontology annotation, cellular component: NatC complex. Gene Ontology annotation, biological process: N-terminal peptidyl-methionine acetylation. Gene Ontology annotation, molecular function: protein-N-terminal amino-acid acetyltransferase activity. Bases 1 to 540 code for a protein of 179 amino acids. NCBI's taxonomy places the organism in Eukaryota, Oomycota, Peronosporomycetes, Peronosporales, Peronosporaceae. The transcript has a single exon. The record is from RefSeq and is a predicted model, not a curated record.